Messenger RNA from Aureobasidium subglaciale EXF-2481, 1323 nucleotides. RefSeq lists its product as uncharacterized. The transcript has 2 exons. The coding region runs from base 1 to 1323 and encodes 440 amino acids. NCBI's taxonomy places the organism in Eukaryota, Fungi, Ascomycota, Dothideomycetes, Dothideales, Saccotheciaceae. The record is from RefSeq and is a predicted model, not a curated record.
AUGCACGACUUGCGCAAGCAGGUGCUGCUCGAGAGCGGCAAGACGCUGUCGAAAAAGGCAAAGGCCAAGCAGGCCAUGGGCUCGGCCGCCAGCUCAAAGCAAAACUCGCCCAACGCCUCGAGGGUCGCCAGUCGCCAGGCCUCGGACGAUGAGGCUGAUUUCAGCGACUCGACUACUCAGUUCAGUGUCAACUCCUUCGACGAACUCCGACCCGAAGACAUCGACGCGCCCGAGGAUGCUUGGGUGGCACAGCUGAACGAGCGCAUGGAACAUCUCAUCGAACGCAAGAGAAGCAGUGUACAAGGCCGCGAAGAGAGUCUCUCGGUUCUUUCGCAUCUUCUUAUGGCCCACUUCGCUCAGCGCUAUGUCCGUCCAAAGCUCAGUGAACUGGUCCCGGCUCUACUCAAAUGCGCCAAAGGUGGUCAGUCGGAUACUGAAACCGCUUUGGCCCUCAAGGCUCUGAGUCUGUUGAUCAUCACAGAGUCCUCCGACUCCAUCUACGACGCCAUGAUCCGUCCUCUCAAGGGCAUCAUCUCCUCUUCAGAAUCAUCCUCGGUCAUGGUCGCUGCUAUUCACACCCUCGGUGUAGCGACAUUCUACGGCGGCGUUGGUUUAGACGAAACGCAGGACAUUAUGGAUUUCUAUCUCGAGGUUAUCGAGUCUGAUGGUCACUCCAUCGAAGCAGGUGACGAUGGAAACGUCGUAGCUGCUGCUUUGCAGGAGUGGGGCUUCCUCGCGACCCAGUUUGAAGGCAUGGAGGACACAAGCGAAGAGCCAAUGGAGGCCUUCGUCGAACAGCUCGAGUCCAGUGACUCGAGUGUCGUAAUUGCUGCUGGCGAGAACAUCGCUCUUCUCUUCGAAAAGAGUUGGUCAGAAUUGGAAGAAGACGAAGAGCCUGAACAUCAGAGCGAUGAUGAUGACGAGGAAGAGGCAGAUCCAACUGCAAAGGGCAUGGUCAAGCGCUACACUGUGUGGCGUCAGGAACAUCAGCUCAAGCACACGCUCAGUGCUCUCGCUCAGGCGCACGGCAAACGCAUGUCCAGGAAGGACAAGAAAGACUUACAUUCCAGUUUCGCCGACAUUCUCAACACGGUCGAGCACCCAACGAGGGGCCCUCGCUACAGCAACGCCAUCGAUCAGAACACGAAUAGAGCUUACGGCUCACGCAUGGUUGUCCACAUUGGCAAGAACACUAUGAGUAUCGACAAAUGGUGGAAACUUCAUCGUCUACAAUCACUGCGCCGUGCACUUCAAGGUGGAUUCAUCGUCCAUUAUGAGGACAACGAGGUCGUGUUUGAUUCUUUGCCUGUCACGUUGGACUAG